Pelecanus crispus (Dalmatian pelican) is the source of this 2801-nucleotide messenger RNA. RefSeq names its product leucine rich repeat transmembrane neuronal 1 (gene LRRTM1). Gene Ontology annotation, molecular function: protein binding. The record is from RefSeq and is a predicted model, not a curated record. NCBI's taxonomy places the organism in Eukaryota, Metazoa, Chordata, Aves, Pelecaniformes, Pelecanidae.
UGCAGGCGUACAAUCAUGAGCAGCUUACGACACUCAGUGAACACUAGGUGCCUCUGCAUGCUCUAGCAACAUACUGCUCAGCUGAAGGGAAGGGAUUCUUGCUGUCUCUCUCUGCUCUAAGCAUCACCUAACAAGCAAAGCGAACAAAGAAUGGGAAAUAAAGCUACCCUUAGCCGGUCAGUGAAUGAAUGGUAAUCUCUCUAUGGAGUAAAGGUUGUGCCGGUCAAUGGUCGUUGCAAAUGAUGGACAUUAAACAGAUUGACAAAUCCUGUGGAGUCGUUAGUAAAGAGUUUGGAGUUUUUUUCACGCCACAGUGUUAACUGCAGAGAAAAGGACAGAGGGAGAAGGAGAAGAUCAAGCUCAUGUACAUAGUUCUGAAACUUGCAGGUCCUAGGAGUCAGCUAAAAAGCUAGCUGGACAAGCCUUUCGCUCUUUGAGCAGAAGCGAAGUGAGACAUUGUGAGCUUGCCAGCCUUGCACAAAAUUGAAAGGGACUGAAUUUGUAGCACAGAGGGGUCUUUUUUAGCUCUGCAUAUAAUUAGUCCAAACACAAAGGAAGCAACUGAAUGGAGGUUGUCAUUCUCUGGAAAAGGGUGGGUAAGACACUUUUUAAUUAAAUUCUUUCAUGAAGAAAGAUUUUUUUUUUUCUUUGCUGCAGCAUUUAACAUGAACAAAAUCACUAUCAUUUUACCUUUGAAUGUCUGUGAACUUUAAUGCUGCACAGCUCCUGCAUGCUGUAAAGUGAAAUAUUUGCCUCUGUGUUUGUUCUGUUUGCUGUUUUGCUUUGGUUUUCUGGCUUGGUUUUGGGUUUUGGUUUGGGUUUUUUUUUUUCCCUUAAAUAAAAUAUGAUGUAGAAUUUGAAAAGAUUCAAUGGACAUUCUCAAGCAUAUUUGGAAAUAUUCUUGCUAAUGGAUUUCCUUCUUAUUGGUCUCUGUUUAAACUGGCUGCUGAGGAAGCCCCCGGGGUUGAUAUUGUGUACGCUGGGUAUCUUUUCUAAAAUGCUUCCAGCCGUGAAUAGUGGGUGUCCACAGCUAUGUCGGUGUGAGGGCAGGCUUUUGUACUGUGAAUCACUGAAUCUUACAGAGAUGCCUCGCAACCUGUCGGGCAUGAUGGGCUUGUCUCUGCGGUACAACAGCCUUUCAGAGCUGCAUGAUGGACAGUUCACAGGGUUAAUGCAGCUCACGUGGCUCUAUCUGGAUCACAAUCACAUUUGCUCAGUGGAGGGGAAUGCCUUUCAAAAAUUGCGGCGAGUUAAAGAGCUCACCCUGAGUUCCAACAAAAUAACCCAACUGCCCAACACUACUUUCCGACCCAUGCCAAACUUGCGCAGUGUGGAUUUAUCAUACAACAACCUACAGUCUUUGGAGCCUGACCUGUUUCACGGGCUGAGAAAACUAACAACUUUGCACAUGCGGUCGAACGCCAUCAAGUUCGUGCCAGUGAGAAUUUUUCAGGACUGUCGCAGCCUGAAGUUUCUAGACAUAGGAUACAAUCAGUUAAAGAGCCUGGCUCGAAACUCUUUUGCAGGCUUGUUCAAACUCACUGAGCUGCACCUCGAGCACAAUGACUUGGUGAAGGUGAAUUUAGCCCAUUUUCCCAGGCUCAUCUCCCUGCACUCUCUCUGCUUGCGAAGGAAUAAAGUUACCAUCGUAGUAAACACUUUGGACUGGAUAUGGCAACUUGAAAAAAUGGAUCUCUCCGGCAACGAAAUCGAAUACAUCGAACCUCACGUUUUCGAAAGUGUACCUCACCUCAAAUCCCUGCAGCUGGACUCCAACCGGCUGACCUACAUCGACUCCCGAGUCCUCGACUCCUGGAAGUCCCUCACUAGCAUCAGCCUUUCUGCAAACGCCUGGGACUGCAGCCGUAACGUUUGCGCCCUGGCCUCCUGGCUGAGCAACUUCAAGGGUCGCUACGACAGCAAUCUGCUCUGUGCCACCCCUGAGUACGCACAGGGCGAGGAUGUUUUGGACGCGGUGUACGCUUUUCACUUGUGUGAAGACUCGGCAGACCCAACGAGCUUUAACACCUUCUCCCCGGUAACGAACAACAGCGACCAAACGUUCGGCUACGGCUCCGCCACCGCCACGUACGACGUGCAGGACAGCGAAGGGGACCAAACGACCUACGCCAUAACCGUGACCAUGCCCGGUGAGAACUCGGAGAACGCCGUUCAGAUUCACAAGGUGGUGACGGGGACCAUGGCGCUGAUUUUUUCCUUCCUCAUCGUGGUUUUAGUGUUGUACGUCUCCUGGAAGUGCUUUCCAGCCAGCUUAAGGCAACUAAGACAGUGCUUUGUAACACAGCGCAGAAAGCAGAAGCAAAAACAGACCAUGCAUCAAAUGGCUGCCAUGUCAGCCCAGGAGUAUUACGUUGAUUACAAACCCAACCACAUUGAGGGAGCCCUGGUGAUCAUUAAUGAGUACGGAUCUUGUUCCUGUCACCAGCAGCCAGCGAGGGAAUGCGAGGUGUGAUUUUCCUUGGGGAUUUAAACAGUGUGCAACCAAAUAACAGCGUGCAGGCAGAGAGUGGCACGGGGGGGGGUUGCUGUGCUUUGCUGGUGAUUUCUGACGUGCUCCUCUGCCAAAAUUGUUAAGAGGGGCUGUCUAAAAGACUUGAUAUUUUAGCUUUAUCGUGUCUUAAAAAUCUUCAGGACAGUCAAUCUUAAGAUUUCAUAUGCUAAUACUCCCUUUGAAGAUCUGUCAAUAUUCAGGAAUCUGAGAGUGUAAAAAGGUACCAAUUAUUGAUCUUUUGUAAACUAAGAAAACUGUUUAAAAUAAAAAAAAAAUAGCAUUUACAGUU